AUGUUUUGGAUUUUAAUAUUUUGUAUCCAAGCAGCUUUUGCUGUUGAUCAAAAUUUACUGGAUUCUUUCAAGACGGUGAAGGAGAAGUUUCAACAAGCUCAAGACGCUCUGGGUCAAUUUGAGAAGUUACUGCAACAAGAAACUGGAGUGAUACCAAAUAGUGAGAUAAAUGUGGAUAUUUAUGAAGAAUCGCCGAAUCUGGAAAAAGAGUAUAGAAUUCUAGAUUCAAUGAACGCUUGGAAUCGAAUGUCAACUUGGACAAGACCCAAAAUAUCUUCAGAUCAAUCAACAAAGCCAGUGAGUGAGGCAGUGGAAGAAGUCGACAGAAAACAACCAAAUAGUUAUAGAAACAUUAGUAUUGGUAAAACAACAGUCAAGAUUUUUAAAGACACAAAAAAUAAUACAAUGAUUUUAAGUUUGAAAACUAGGACUGAUGCUGAAUUUCCUCUUUUUCAAAUGUUUGUUAAAGUUUAUUCAGCUUAUAUUAAAUUAUUACCAGGUAUGUGUGGUAAAGGUUUGUGUUUUGUGGCGGAGAAAAAGGGUGCUGACUGCCUUCUGAUUUUUACUGCUGAUAUGACGCCACAUCAAUAUUUUCAACUAUCAAUUCUUUUGAGUCAUUCAGAUAUGUUAUCAGUGCGUAUAGACAGUAUAGCGAGUCUUGAUAACGAUACUCUUUUGACCUAUCAUUUCCAAGAGUUUCAAGUUCAUUACGAAGAUGAUAAUCAAGUGAUAAUAGAUCCCCAGGACAGUCAUAUUAAUCUUAGAACCACAAUAAACCUGAGUUCGACUAAAGACGCGAACUCUUCCAAUAAUACUGAUAUACAACCGAAUAAAUUUUUUGAGCCAGGAACACAUGAUAAGUCCAUGUAUGGGUAUUCUGGUUCUGAUAAUUACACACUAGGAGAUGGGAAAUACCAAGCAAUAGCACGAUAUGAUCUAAAUCCUGACAAACCAAUGGAUGGUAUUAUCAACUUUGGUCAGGAGAUCAGGAUUGACGAUUACAUAUCUCUAGAAAUCCACAAGCAAUAUACAGUUUUUCCAAAGGGACAAGAAGAUUCUACAUAUUUUUUGAACAGUGCCAUUGUGGGUCAGGCUCACAAACAGGGCAAUCUUCAAGCUAACUUACCACAUGCAUUUUUUAUCGGUAUUUACGGGGCACCAACGGAUAUUUCAAUACGUAAAAAUUUGAAAACCAGAUUAUCUUAUGAUUUUCCGGGAUUUGAGUUCCUUAUUACCAGAUAUUUUAAAGGUCAAGUUAGUGUUGUGUUAACUUCGUAUAAUGUGACAGUUGAAGAUUCUGGUACUUAUGAAAUUAUUGCGAGUUUCGAAGGCGGAAGGUUUAUGAAAUAUAGUUUCGAAGUUAAUGUGGUGAAUAAAAUGAUUAGAAUCGACAGAUUCUGGAAAUCGGAUUUCAUUGUGACAAAAAAUGAUGGGAAGGAUAAAAUAUCUGUGGAGGUAACUUGUACAGUUACGGGAGAUCCUUUGCCAACAGUAUACUUUACUAGCCCUAUGACCCAUGACAACUCAUCGACUUCUGCUCUCCAGGAGAUCAAAUUAGAAAACAACGAAACUUUUGAAAUCAAGCCGCCUGAAGUUACUGGAGACUCUAUAACCAGAAAAUUGUUUGUCCACAAAUUACCCGAAUCAUCCAGUUAUCCUUAUGAAAUCAAAUGUAAAGCUACUACUGACGAGCAAGAAGAGUUUGAAAUUGUUUAUGUUUAUGAUUCGGAUUUUGAGAUAUAUUAA
Lottia gigantea (owl limpet) is the source of this 1746-nucleotide messenger RNA. RefSeq lists its product as hypothetical. The coding region runs from base 1 to 1746 and encodes 581 amino acids. NCBI's taxonomy places the organism in Eukaryota, Metazoa, Mollusca, Gastropoda, Lottiidae. The record is from RefSeq and is a predicted model, not a curated record. The transcript has a single exon.